ACUUCAAGGUGGUCUGAUUGUGGAAGAAAGGAAAAUUUGCUCAUCACGGUUAUCACGGUGCUUGUGAAAAAUUCAGAAUAAUUCCUUAUUUAAUGCAAAUUCACAGGAUGUUUUAGUUUCCACUGUGAAUUAAAGGAACAGGCAUUCCCUAAAAUGUUAAUUUGUACUCAUAAAUCUUGUGUGGAGUGAGAAAAUUGAGUUCGAAGAACCGGAAGAAAGUUGACGAAGACAUUUUUUUUUCAUUUAAUUUCAUCAAUUUUUAAAAGACUGAUAACGGGGUAAUCAAGUCCCGAAGCCUCCGGAAUACAUCCAGGAACAAAGAGGCAAUAGUUUUCCUUUCAUUGCACCAAGUAUGAGUGAUUUAAGCGACAAUGCCAGUGAUGGAGAUAGUCUUACACCCUCAGAGGGGUCCUGCAGUGGGGCAGCCAGUGAUGGGAGGAAGGAUUUCAAGGGAGUUAUUGCAACACUCAAAAGAAAUGAGCUCAUCUUUGCGGAAUCCUCAUUCACCGUUUCGCCAGUUUCCGACUUGAGUAAAAACCUCUUCCUUGCCUCACUGACUCCGAGGCUAACCUGGAGAAGAAAAGAUCACUCACCAACGGUGGACAGUGAAUUUUCAAACACCUACCUAUCCGGAGGGAAAUCUUCUCGCCUCAUCAAUAAUUCAUUCACAUUAAAUUCCACCUCAAGAUCAUCCCCAAUGCGUCGGGGUGAGAGUCGCGUUCGUGGCAGUAGACGUGGAAAUUUGGCACCUUUGUGCAUUAGCUAUGAUUCCCCGGAGAAAUCUGCCAUGUCAACGGAGGAUCUAUCACUGUAUGCCGGUAGCAGUCCCCAACCUAGUCCACGUCCAUGCUCCAUCAGUCCAUGCAUGGAUAUGGGUGCAUUGCUGUCGCCAGAAGUCAGUCCAACACGUUUCCGUGUGAUGCCUGUGGAGGAGGUGUCGGUGUCCCAGUCAGCCCCAAGGCGCUCCUUUGAGGAGAUCGAUGCAAAUUCCAUGGAUAGUGGGUACAGUGCAAGUUUCGGUGCAUCAGAUGGGAGCUCCGAAAACAAGGGGAAUGCCUUUGAAUUUGCUCAACCACUGGCAAUUGCACCCAGGCGUAUUGAGCCAUCUCCACGAAAGACCCCAACCUCCCGCGGAAGUAGCACCACAAUGUCCCCACACAAUCGUACACCCACCAAUAGCCGGGGAUACCGUGUUUUCCACAGCCUCUCAUCGGGCUCCAUGGAAUCCAUGGAUGAUGACUACAUGGAGUUGUUUGACAUUGAGACAAUGGAUUGCGAAUCUCAGAUGCCUAGCAAUAUCACCUCACUCAUUAGUGGAGACAUUAAAAAUCUACGGUCCACCCCAGAGACGAAGAGGCCACUCGUGCGGCGUUGCCUGUCGUUGGUUGACUCAUCAUUGGACAGCAGCAGUCCCAGAUUACCGCUCGAACCGAAAACACCAGAAUACCCCAGUCCCCUGAGGAUGUCAAUGGUGCGGAACGCAACUGUUCGCUCCGAGGAGUGCGCGAAGGCAUUUAAGCGACCUGAACCAAUGGUUGGGAGCCCUGUGCAGAGUAAACGGUACAAGAGUGAGCUCAACGUGAGCAUGGACAUGAGCCCGCUCACGCCACUCUUUGCCAAUCAUCAAUCAGACAAAGAGAAUGCACGCAACAAGAUUAAUCUGCCCAAGAGGAAUCUCCUCAAGAAGUCCAUCUCACUCAAUGAGACUGUCAUCAUGAAUGCCCUCAGUCGAUCUAUGACAAAUCCUGAUCUAAUCGGAGACUUUAGUAAACCCUUCUGCCUUCCAUUACUCGAGGGUGGUCGUCAUAAGGAUCUCAAAUCAAUAUCAGUGCAUACAAUGUCAAAUCUCCUGAGGGGAUGCUACGGGGAUUCCGUGGCAACGUUCAAGGUUAUCGACUGCCGCUAUCCGUAUGAAUACGAGGGGGGUCACAUAGCUGGAUCUGUGAAUCUCUACACGCAGGAGCAAAUUCUCGAGGAGCUCGUAACAGCAAAGACUGAAGUUGCAGACAUGGGGGAUGCAAAGAGGCAUAUAUUGGUGUUUCACUGUGAAUUCUCUUCAGAGCGUGGACCAAAAUUAUCACGCUUCCUGCGAAAUCACGAUCGACACUGCAAUGAGGAUUCCUAUCCAGCUCUUCACUAUCCCGAAAUGUACCUCCUUCACGGUGGCUACAAAGAAUUCUACGAGACAUACCCUGAUCUGUGCGAACCACGAUCGUACAGACAAAUGCUUGAUCCAGGAUAUUGUGAAGAGUACAAAAAUUUCCGGGCCAAAUCAAAGAGCUGGACUGGAGAUGGUAAAGUCACAUCAACCAAUAGACUUAUGAAGUCAAGAUCGCGGUUAAUGCUCUAAAAAAAACAAUGAAAGAUCGCAAAAUAAGUGAGAAAAAGGUGAGAGAUUUUGUUGUGAGCAAGUGACUCCGAAAACAGUGCGCUUAUUUUUGUUGUUUUUCCCCUUUUUUAUAUAUAUAAAUUUUAUAUCUGGAAAAUGCAAUUUAUCCCAGAUUCCAAUUAAAAAAAAAAGAAAAGAAAGGAAAGAUGAAGAGUUAAUCUCGUGUGAGAUCUUGGGCAUACAAAAAAGAAAAGAUCAUUCAACAACAUGAGCAUUAUCUUUGGCGCUCUCAUGUCAGGGAUAAAAUCAACUUCGAAGUGCAAAUAUCUUUAGAAAAUAAUUUAGUUUAUAGUUUAAUUUAACAAAACCCACACACACACACAUACAAAAUUUAAUAGUAUAUUGUACAGAAUAGAGGAUCCUUUUUUCUACUUCAAUUUCACACAAAAAAAAACACGAAUGGGGAGAAAGCUUUGAGGCUCUUUUUUAUACACUUAGGGGUUUUUUUUUAUAAGACAAACCAAGAAUCUUUCUCUCUCUCUGCAUUUAUUAGUUCAUUUUUUUAAUUAGUUUUUUUUCUCCUUAAACUGCCAUGUCCAAUGGAGAGGAAGAUAAGUCGCGCAAAAUAAUAAUUUAUCUGUGAUGUGAAAGAAGAUUUAUAAAAUGGCUUAAAGGGAAAUUUUUUGUUAUAAGUUUUAGGCACAAAAUUGUCCUUCAUUUAUUUGGUUUACAUUUUCAAGAGAAAAACAAAAGAAGAAAGAAAAGGAAGAUAAAAUGAGAAAGAGAUAAGACGAAAAGAAAAAAAAAUCAAAGAUCAUCUACAAGACUUACAAUUCGAUUUUAUAAUUAAUUAUAAACAUUGCUUUUCUCCCCACACACACAAAAAAGCAUUUAAUUUUAAUUCAUGAGAAAAAUUAUAAAUUCUGUCAGCUUCACAUUUGAAAGAGAAAGAUGAUAAAUAAGAUAUUUUUUGUGAAGCCCAAUUUUUGAUAACUUUAUAAAAAAAAAAACAAGAUAAUAAUUUAAAGAAAAUUCGCUAGUGCAACAAUAGAAAUUUAUAUAUAAAUGUAUUUAGGAAAUGUUUAGGGAAUAUUUGUUCUAAAAAGUUUAAUUAAAAAAAAUAAAUGAUUGUGAUGUAAAAAAAAGACAGAAAGAAAUAAUAUGGGACAACAUGCGAAAGGAACAUAAAGUAAAAAAAAAGAAACAUUAAAUUGACUUUGAUAAAAAAAAAAUGGUUUCCAAAUUGGAAAGUACCUGGCGCGUAGAAGAAAAUUAAUAACUUAAAAAAAGAAGAAAAAUAAUCAUUAUGUUUUGUGCAGUGUGAGCGUUCCUUUUAUUCUAGAUUUUAUGUCGUUUGAAGAGUUGUUUUUUCUAUAUUCAAUUUUAUAUUUUUUUUCUUCAUGUAAAAGUGUGAGAACAAGAUGCGAUUGCAUUCUUUAAGAGACUUAUUAAAAAGAAACUGCCCUUCAGGUUAGCCAAUGUCCUGAAAUUGUAUCACAAAAAAAUAAAUUCUUCUAACAUUGUUGAAAAGAAGUCAAAUUAUUUAAUUUUCGUAGAGGCAAAUUCUUUCUCAAAAAUAAAUGUUGGAUUCAUUGCAAAAUCUUGCAUUUUAAUCAAUUGGAUUGUACAAAGAAAAUCUAAUCUAAAAUUUUAUUUUUUUUUUUUUUUGAAAUUUAAAUUAAUUGGUCUAUUUUUCUAGCACAAUUUUUUCUAUUCUCUAAAACCUUGUGGAUUAGUAUGAAUUUUUUUUUAAAUUAAAAUUGAAAUGAAUUAUUUUAUCAAAAAAAAGAAAGAAAAAUUAAAUUUUAAUGCAGAGCCAAAUGUUGAAAACUUUGCACUGCUUGUGCUUAAAAAAGAAACAAAAAUUGGCAAGAAUAAUGAGAAAUUAAUUAAUAAAAGAAAAGAAAAUUCUGCUGCAGGUAGCAGAUUUUUUCAGGGUGGAAAAAGAGAUGUUAAUUUUCAUUUUCUGUGCGCCUUCAAAAGACAAUAAAAAAAAUA
Molecule: messenger RNA, 4327 nt
Organism: Lutzomyia longipalpis
Lineage: Eukaryota; Metazoa; Arthropoda; Insecta; Diptera; Psychodidae
Product: M-phase inducer phosphatase
Exons: 6
Coding region: 353-2350 (665 amino acids)
Biological process (GO): positive regulation of G2/MI transition of meiotic cell cycle; positive regulation of G2/M transition of mitotic cell cycle; protein dephosphorylation
Cellular component (GO): cytoplasm; nucleus
Molecular function (GO): protein tyrosine phosphatase activity
Source: RefSeq, a predicted model, not a curated record